UUCUAACAAUUGAAGGUGCAGUCUUCUUAUUAAUCAACAAAUAAAAAAAAUUGCUGAUCUUCUUUAUGAUUUACUAAGGCACUCAUUAUUCGUUAAGCUACUCUCCGAUAGAUGAAAUCAAAAAUUUUUUACUUAGUUUUUCGAGAUAUGUUCGUGUAUAUAGGCGAUAGGUACCUUUAGAAAUUGGAAUCAGAUUUUCUCAAAUAUUUCGCUUGAGAUUGAGACUUACCUUCAUACUUCGCCUGCUUUUGUUUUGUUUUCUACAUUUCAAAAUCUUUAACAUACUUCAUUUGUCUUACUUCUUCCCUACACUGUAACAAACUAUACUUUCACUACUAUAACUCAUAAUGUUUCUGUCUACUGGGCUGUGCUGUUUGUUUCCGACUACUCUUGAGGUCCAGCAAGAGUGAUAUGCAUUACAUCCUGCUUGCUAAAUCACACAUUUCUUAUUGAAUUAUUGUGAAGUUCGAGAUUGGAUUUUACCCUUCUAAUAUGGCCAGUUGUUCAUCUCUUUGUUUUGCUCUAUCUGAUCCUCGAAUUUCUGUGGGAAUAUUGCCCUCAUUAAGAGGGACUCAAGUUAAUGGACUUAGUUCUUUUAAAAGUUUUGACAACAUCACUGGUUUGCGGGCUGCUUGCCAAAGGAAUGUUGAGUGUUCUGUCAAAUCUCAAAAACUUAACACUAAUCGCAGCAAAGACGCUUUUCUGGAUCUACACCCUGAAGUUUCAAUGCUCAGAGGUGAUGAAAAUGCCAAGUUCUUAAGUCCAAGGAAGGAAGGAUCUAGUGGAAAUGUUGCAGAGAGCUUAAAGGAAUUCUUUAUUCCAAGUAACUAUAGUGAAGCGAAGAUCAAAGUUAUUGGUGUUGGGGGUGGUGGAUCUAAUGCUGUUAAUAGAAUGAUAAAGAGUUCAAUGAAGGGUGUGGAAUUUUGGAUAGUAAACACUGAUGUUCAGGCCAUGAAGAUGUCACCAGUGAUCCCUGAAAACCGUUUGCAGAUUGGGAAGGAAGUAACUAGGGGUCUUGGUGCUGGUGGGAACCCAGAGGUAGGUAUGAAUGCUGCCAAUGAGAGCAAAGCUGCAAUUGAGAAUGCAAUUAAUGGUGCAGACAUGGUCUUUGUGGCUGCUGGUAUGGGUGGAGGAACUGGUACUGGUGCAACUCCUAUUGUUGCAGGUAUUGCUAAGUCCAUGGGUAUCUUGACAAUUGGUAUUGCCACAGUUCCAUUCUCUUUUGAGGGGCGAAGACGCUCCAUUCAAGCUCAGGAAGGAAUUGCAGCUCUAAGAAAUAAUGUUGACACACUGAUUGUCAUUCCUAAUGACAAUUUGUUGUCAGCAGUUUCACAUGCCACUGUGGUAACAGAUGCUUUUAAUUUGGCUGAUGAUACACUUCGACAAGGAGUUCGUGGUAUCUCUGAUAUAAUUACGGUUCCAGGUCUUGUUAAUGUUGAUUUUGCUGAUGUGCGAGCUAUUAUGAAGAAUGCAGGUUCUUCCCUCAUGGGAAUUGGAACUGCUACUGGCAAGACUAGGGCAAGAGAUGCUGCGUUGAGUGCUAUCCAAUCACCUUUGUUAGAUAUCGGUAUUGAAAGAGCUACUGGGAUUAUGUGGAAUAUAACUGGUGGAACUGAUUUGACUUUGUUUGAGGUGAAUACUGCAGCAGAAGUUAUCUACGACCUUGUCGAUCCAAAUGCAAAUUUAAUAUUUGGAGCUGUAAUUGAUCCAUCACUUAAUAAUCAAGUUAGCAUAACUUCGAUUGCAACAGGAUUCAAGGGUCAAGAUGAAUAUGGAAGUGAACGGAAGGGAACUCAGGUAGCACACAGUAAUGGAUUCCCUGGAAGCAAUAGACGUUCCUUUAACAGUAAUAGCGGUACAGUGGAAGUCCCCAAGUUCUUAAGGAAGAAGGGGCGCACCUCUUACCAUUCAAAUUCCUGAGGUUCAUUUCUUGAAAUGUACAGAUGUUUUGUUUUCUCCAUUUUCAACUGUUCCUAAACGUUGUCCAAGCAGGAAAAGUAUGCAAAUGCUGUAGUAUUCAUCUAACAAUGCAAUAUUUUUUAUUCACUUAGCAGUUUUUCGCAACCAUCCCAUAAAUUUUUGAACAA
Messenger RNA from Mangifera indica (mango), 2087 nucleotides. Its product is annotated as cell division protein FtsZ homolog 2-1, chloroplastic-like. Lineage: Eukaryota; Viridiplantae; Streptophyta; Magnoliopsida; Sapindales; Anacardiaceae. The transcript is spliced from 8 exons. The coding region runs from base 493 to 1920 and encodes 475 amino acids. Gene Ontology annotation, molecular function: GTP binding; GTPase activity. Gene Ontology annotation, cellular component: cytoplasm; chloroplast. Gene Ontology annotation, biological process: chloroplast fission. The record is from RefSeq and is a predicted model, not a curated record.